Daucus carota subsp. sativus is the source of this 816-nucleotide messenger RNA. RefSeq lists its product as uncharacterized. The record is from RefSeq and is a predicted model, not a curated record. Lineage: Eukaryota; Viridiplantae; Streptophyta; Magnoliopsida; Apiales; Apiaceae. Bases 75 to 653 code for a protein of 192 amino acids. The transcript has a single exon.
CUUCCAUGCAUAAACCCAAACUCUAGAACAAAUUUUACUCUGCAGUAACAAAAAAUCAUAUAUUUUUUUUCAUCAUGGCUCCUACUAGAGAUAAUUACCCUGCAAGAGUGGCUCUAUACACUCAACCCACCCCAACCCCUCCUCAAAAACCCCCAAAGCUCUCCAUGGACAGCCUCCACCGAACUAUCUCCGACAUCUCAGCCGAGCUCCGCAAAGAGGCCGAAGCCGCAUCCCACGAACUCAACCAUAAACCACUCCCCCCGAUCUCCGAGGUCGAAGACGCCAAGUGCGAGUGCUGUGGCUUGUCCGAGGAGUGCACCCCCGAGUACAUUAGCCGCGUGCGUGCCAAGUUCUCGGGGAAGCUGAUCUGCGGGCUCUGCUCGGAGGCCGUGAAGGAAGAAAUGGAGAAAAAUGGGGGGCAAAUAGAGGAGGCUUUGAGUGAGCAUAUGAGUGCGUGUGCGAAGUUUAAUCGGUUUGGGAGAACGCAUCCGGUGUUGUUUCAGGCUCAGGCUAUGAAGGAGCUUCUGAAGAAGGGGGCGUCGUCGAGAGCCAAGUCGUUGAGCCCGAGAGAUCUUAAUAAGGGUGCGAAGAAGGGGGGGAUUGCGAGGAGUUCGAGUUGUAUUCCGGCGCUUACGAAAGAUAUGAUCGAGUAAUUAAGUUCAAUGAUCGGAAGGUGAUUAUUUAGCUAAUAAGUUUUCAGUUGAUAACAUGCACAAGCAGGUUAUUUACAUGCACGGGGGUUUGGAAACAAUUUAAUCUCCGCUAAUGUUCACUUGUAAUUGUUUGAACAUAUAUUACUAUAACUUUCUUUUAUAA